This is a messenger RNA of Echinostoma caproni, 498 nucleotides long. The record is from the annotation of a GenBank genome assembly. Lineage: Eukaryota; Metazoa; Platyhelminthes; Trematoda; Plagiorchiida; Echinostomatidae.
AUGUUUCCUGCCGUUAUCUCAUUCUGCACCUACGGUGAUCGGUUGGAAGAACGACUGUGUGACCGAAUAGUAGCCGGCAUUAACAAUCUGACACUCCAACGGAAGUUGAUGGAGAAGAAGCAUUCAACUUUAGCUGAGGCCCGAAAGAUCUGGGAACAAUUUGAUUGUCUGACAAAAGCGACUUCAACUGACGCACUCACUCUAUUUCAGCGGCAGGCAAUGAAACCGAAUCGACCUCCAAUGGCCAAAAACACACCGAAGCCGCAGCGAGACCCUUCUAGCAUUGAUAAACUUAUCAACCCGUGUCUGUCAUGCGGAGCUUACUAUUUGCGCUCCAGUUGUCAAUUGCGCAAUGCCAGGUAUCAUGCGUGCCAUAUUCAGAGAGUAUGCAAACAGCCCCGUUGCUAUCUCGCACAGCCAACGGCCGAAAAUGACACAAACCUUGUGAUUUCUCUAGACCCUAAAGUCAGUAUUCCCAAUUCCUGUACAAAGAUGUGA